Kalmanozyma brasiliensis GHG001 is the source of this 3804-nucleotide messenger RNA. RefSeq names its product Glycosyl hydrolases 36. Lineage: Eukaryota; Fungi; Basidiomycota; Ustilaginomycetes; Ustilaginales. The transcript has a single exon. Bases 1 to 3804 code for a protein of 1267 amino acids. The record is from RefSeq and is a predicted model, not a curated record.
AUGCAGGCAGCACCAUUCUUCCAACCAGCGCUCGAUUCGUCGCGCACUGUGCCUCAAUCGCAGGCAUGCGAUGACGGACUCACCUUUGCAGCCCACUAUCCAGCGGACGACUUUGCUGCCUCAUUGGCCAACGGCGAAGCUGCUCUCGAGCUAUGGACCGACUUGCCCAUUUCCAAUCUUGACCAUGCUUCCGCUUCUCGCACCACCGCCUGGAAAGCCAUUCCGCUUCGCCCUCUUAAGGCCUCGGCUGGCCGCAAGAGCGGCUUCGCAUUUGCUGCAACAGUCCAGUGCUCCAAAGACGCUGCCGAUGGAGCUUUUGGAUUCACCUAUCGCAUUGUGCAUCCCGAUGGCAAGAUCGAUUGGCUCGGUUCGCCGCCCAACGAUGGUCAGAUCUACCUCCCUUCUGCGCACACGGCUGGCUCAACAAUCCAGCAACUGAUUGAACCUCAUCUAGGCACCGAAUUCCAGCUUCGCAGAGGCAGCAACUCGCCUCUCGAUGCUGACGAGACUAUCAAAGUGGCUAGCCUUGUGCCAUCGCGCCGAACAGCCCCCAGCAACAUUGCUUUCAGCAUCAACGCAAGCAGCGUCCAGUCCGGUCUGGUCAUCGAAAGGACAAAGUCGACGUGGUGCACCUCGAGACGCUUCCGGUCGCUCACAGAAGUCUCGCCGGACUAUGGCUCCAAUCUCAUUGUUCUCGAGCUAGCUCAGUCUAGCAACAGCGAAAUCCUCGUGAUCCUGCCAGCCUUCGACGAUGACAGUGCUUCAGCUCGACUGGCUCGUGGCUCCUGCGACGGCGCUCAGGUCGACUUCCAGAUCAUUGGAGCCGGCGCCGCUCAAGCAAAGGUAUCAUUCGCGCUCGGCACAAUAGCAACCCUCAAAGAGACCAUUGCGGCAUGCCGAUCCAAUGCUGUCAAGUCGCUUCGAACCAGCAUUCAUGAGCCGCUCGGGCUUUCCUGGUCAGCCAAGAAAUUGCUCGAUAGCGACUCCUCUCUGGCCCUCGACGACAUGAUCCCCACCAUCCCGUACGACUACGACGAGUACGAUUACACCGACACUUCGUUCUAUUCCGACUCUACGAUCGUGGAUGGCUCCCAGCAAGGUCUCAGCAGAGCAAGCUCGAUGAUCAUUCCUGGAACCGACAGCGAAAAUCUGACCCAGGAGGAUCGAGAUGGCGAUGCGUCCACUGUCAAUGGCGAUCGCACGUGCCAGGCCGAAGCUCCAUCGAGCCCUCCCAAGCCUCGCGCCGGACUUGGCUUCUGCACCUGGGAGGCAAUGCAGAACGAGCAGCGCCUUCCGUAUCUGUCGGAAGUCGUUGCUGCGCUCGAGGCUGCAGAGACUCGCCUGGGCCAAGGGUCCAUCGUUUCUCUGCUCAUCGAUGAUGGCUGGCAAGACGUCGUCCACGGUGCGGAAGAUCGUGGGAGACUCAACAGCUUCGACAUGAACCCGGCCAUGUUCGAUCUCGAAGAUACGCAUCAUACCUCGCAAUCUGAUGAGAGUGUCAUCAGCUCCGUCCUUGCUCGCUACACUUCCUACAUCCGAGCAAGAUUCCCUGCCAUCCGAUCCAUCGGCUGCUGGAUGACUUUGGCGGGAUACUGGGACGGCAUUCACCCCGAAGGACCCAUCGCUGCUGGAUUGAGCGCACCACUGCGUCACGCUCGCGUACAAGAUCCUUACCGACACGUCGCUCGCGACUGGUUCGUCCAGUCCAGCGAGCUGGACAUGCACCUCUUCUGGGACAGGGCAUUCCACACUCUCCGACAGAGCGGCGUGGACUUUGUCAAGGUUGACGCUCAGGCUGAGUGGGAAUGGAUGCAAGACGAAACCACCUCUGAAGCCUUCGGCAGCCACACCAGGACACUUCGUGCAGCGGCGCUCGGCAAAGCCGCAUUUGAGGCGAUGGAGGGUGCCGCAACGCGCUACUUUGGCGCGGGCAACGGCGUGAUCCACUGUAUGGCGUUCACCUCGAACCUCACCAACACGCUCAAGACCCUCCCGAAUCAAGGCAUGACCAUCCGCUGCACCGACGACUUCUUCCCUCGGAUCCCAGAAGCGCAUCGCCAUCACCUGUCGCAUAAUGUCUACAACUCACUGCUGCUUCCAGAACACAGCUGCGAUGCCGACAUGCUCUCUCACUGUUCUCAGCAAGGGCUUUCUUCGGAAAGCACAGUGGAGGGACCGGACCACACGGGCUACCACGCAUCCUUCCGAGCCUUCACUGAUGCAGGUCUCUGGAUCUCGGACAAGGCGGAUGCUCCCCAGCAUCCCUCUAUGCGCGCGCUCGUCUCUCCUCAGACACUGUCAGGUGACGGCGCGAGAGUUUGUGUUCAGGCACGAGGAUCUUUGCUGCACGAUGCCGUGUUCGACGAUCUCGUUGGCGACGGACCCGGACCGGCCCUCAAGAUGACGGUACAGCACGAAAUCACCUCUUGCGCGACCCUGGGUCUGUGGAAUCUGCGCGGAGGCGAUGCAGCGACCUUUGAUGUCCUCGACGUCAAGCAGAUGCUCAACAAGCAGGGCAACGUCGAUCAGGUGUCGAGCCUCCUUUACUCCCAGUAUGCUGUUCGAAGUUUCCGGUCCGGCAAGAUUUCGCUUCUCUCAAACGAGCCGAGUCACGACGGACAGACGAAUCGCUUGCUGAACGUGUCGCUGGCAGCAGGAUCAUGGGAGGUGCUGACGAUCUCCCCCCUGCUGACUACGAUGAUUGAAGGAGUGCGCGUGGCUGUACUCGGCUCCACAGAGCACUUUAUGACGCCAGGAGGAGUGCAUGCAGUCAGCGUCGUCGCAUCGUACCCCGACAAGGAAAGCAGGAGACGUUCCUACCUGUCCCACACGCGGAAGCCAUCGCACCAUCGACGCCGCUCCACUCGCUCCAUCAGCUCCGAAAGCGCGUCUCUGCUGACCGCUGCCGCUGCUGCCAACAAGGAUGAGCGGGCAUUGACCAAAUCUUCGGCCGACAAGCUCAUGCAGAGGUCAGAUCCUGCUGCGCAGGCCGUGAUCCUGUCUCUGGCUCUCAUCAACGGCCUUUUCGCUCUCCUGCAGAGCACGAUGACAGGCGUCGUUCCUGGUUCGCGCAAGGGCAAGGGUAGCAUCGUGCCCAGAAAGACCGCUGGCGUCGACGUCGUCGACACGGUGAUUGGCAUGCUGGACAAGUUGCAGACGCUGUUCGUCUUCGGUCUCCUCGUGCUGGCGUCUUGGACAUUGACCCUGCCGGAAGCUAGCUCAAAGAGGAAGUCCUGGUUGCCAUUCCUCGACACAAAACAGAUUCGAGCGACCGAGGAGAGCGAGAGGUUGCGUCCGGACGACAAGACGCUACGACGCGUUCGUUUGCGACCAGCAGAUGCUGUUGCCACGCUGAAGCGCUGCCUCGAGUCGCGCACCAUGAUGCCUCUGCGCCAGGUGCCUAUCUCGAUGGCGGAUCCUCAGCCGAACGCUGCCCCCUCCGCGCCCCUGCCACUGUCACCGCUGCCCGAGACGCCGUUGACCGCCAGCGUCGCGACCACACCAGAUGUGGUGGUCAGCAUGCUCAUCGACAUGGCAGUCAAGAUGAGCUUCCUCGUGCUUUGUUCCAGCCGCGAGUCGAUCAAAACGUGCAGAAUCGAGCGCACGCGCUACGACUGCGCCUCAACACCGUGGAUCAAGAUCGAGGAGGUGGAGCUCGAGGAAGGAAGCUCGACUCAAGAUGGAUCGAAGGCUUUCCGUGUCGAAGUGGAUCUGAAGGCAUGGAAGCAGAACCAGGACGAGACGUACGUGCAGACGCUGUCGGCACCGGUCAGCUUGUCGCUUCGCAUCAGCAGUCCCAUUUGA